Molecule: messenger RNA, 2249 nt
Organism: Harpegnathos saltator (Jerdon's jumping ant)
Lineage: Eukaryota; Metazoa; Arthropoda; Insecta; Hymenoptera; Formicidae
Product: tRNA (uracil-5-)-methyltransferase homolog A
Exons: 9
Coding region: 444-2174 (576 amino acids)
Biological process (GO): RNA processing
Molecular function (GO): RNA methyltransferase activity; RNA binding
Source: RefSeq, a predicted model, not a curated record
CGCGGCUGCAGAGGUUUGAAUACCACCGCGUAUCCCCACUCCGUGUCACGUGACUCAUUUUAGUUCAGCAACGUCCGGAUACAGCUCCAGAUGGCGUCUGGCACUCGUUUUACAAGAGGGGAGUCUGUGCCCCCUGGUAAAAAAGUGAUCGUAGUAUAGCUCAACAACAGAUCAGUAGUAUUUUCAAGUAGUAUAACUCAACAGGUGUAAAGAGCAAGAGAAGAAAAAAAAUCUUCAAUAUAUGGAUGACACGUGUAAACGUAUUUUAUAACUGAUUUUAAUUUAUUAGCCGGGAAAAUUUUGCCGGGAAAAUGAUACAUGUUCUGUCGCUGAAUAUAUUCAGUUCUUAAUGCUUGAACAACGACAAUAAAUAUUAUUAUUUUCGAGAUUAAUAUUAUAAAGGAUAUAAACUUAUACACAACUUAUACACAAACUUAUACACAAUGGGUGAUACAAGUACGGAAACGCUAACAGCCAACAUUGCGGAGAACGAAAAGGAUCCAUACGCAUAUCUUGAGAGGGAUGAUUUCACAUCUGAAAAAUACAAGAUAGAAGUCCGUGGUUUACCUAAAUAUUAUGGAAUUGGCGAGUUUAAGAAACUCUUGAACGAGAAGCUUGACUUGCAAUUGUGCAAGGUAAAGCCACCAAGAAAAGGUAAUAAAGCUAGUGGCUGGCUGUAUGUGUGUUUUAGAAGUGAAGAGUGUCGACAACGGGCAAUAAGUACCAUAAAUGGAACUUUAUGGAAAAAUAGUAAACUUACUGCACAGGUAGCAAAGCCAGCACCAGAUCCUUUUGUAAAAAAAAAACUAGAAACUGCUAGCAAACGUUUUAAAAGUGAUGAAGAAAAUCAAAAUUGUUCCCCCAUGGAACGGAUUAAACUUUCUACCACUCCUUUGUGGAAUAUGCCAUAUGAGAACCAACUAGAGUUUAAGCAGAAGGAGAUGAGAUCUAUUCUGAUAAAAAUCGGCCAGCAAAUGCUCAAGGAAAGCAGAGGACUGACUGAUUGGAUAAAUUCACAGAGGAAAUUAUACAAUGGGUUGCCUUGUGAAUUGCAGAAUAUCCUUUCAGCCAAUGUUACUGAAGCAUACAGGAACAAGUGCGAAUUUACAAUCGGCAGAGGCAGUGAGCGGAACGAAAUCAUGAUAGGAUUCAGAUUGUCGAGUUACACUUCCGGUUCUACCGCGGUCGGACCUAUCGAUGAUCUAUGUCACAUUCCUCAAAAUAUGAAGACAGCUGUGAAGAUAUUGGAAACAUUUAUAUGCGAAUCCGAUCUAGAACCUUUCAAUCCUGUGGAUCAUAGUGGAUACUGGAGACAAGUUGCUGCUCGCACCACUCGCGCCGGUCAUUUGAUGUUGAUAGUAGGAAUACAUCCUCAGGAUCUGAGCGGUGAUGAACUGGAGAAAUUAAGGUCGCAGCUACGAACGUUCUUCGAAACGGGAGAGGGCGCGAAGGCGUGCGUCACAUCGUUAUACUUUCAAACGAUAGACAAGAAGGGUAUAGGCGGCGAGAGUAACGACACGUUGUAUCACGUGAGCGGCACGGAGUAUAUCGAGGAGACACUGCUCGGCAUGAAAUUUCGAGUUUCGCCCCAAGCAUUUUUCCAAGUGAACACAUUAGGCGCAGAAGUGUUGUAUAAGGCGGUGAUCGAUCUCGCUGAAUCUACGACGGACACGGCGUUGCUGGAUGUGUGCUGCGGCACUGGGACCAUAGGCCUCUGCUUCUCGAAACAUUGCGGCGAGGUGCUGGGAAUUGAAGUCAUUCCCGACGCCAUAAAGGAUGCGAAGGAGAACGCGAUCAAGAACGGCGUGACAAAUUGCGAGUUCUUCGUCGGGAAAGCGGAGGACAUUUUAUCGCCUGUCAUUCAAAGGGCAACCAGGUCCAAUAUCACCGCCGUCGUGGACCCGCCACGAGCCGGCUUACAUCAGAAGGCUUUAUUGACGCUGCGCAAAGUGAAAAAGUUGAGUAGAUUGGUGUACAUAUCGUGCGACCCACGCGCUGCUAUGAAAAAUUUAGUUGACUUAGCGCGACCUAGUUCGAAGCAAUACCUCGGUGAACCCCUGGUGCCGGUAAAGGCCAUCGCGGUGGACAUGUUCCCUCAUACUAAACAUUGCGAAUUGAUAUUGUGCCUUGAGAGACUGUCACAGGCAAUGAAAUCAAACGAACGUACGUCCUAAGGAGACACGGCGAAGCGAGAGAGAGAGAGAGAGAGAGAGAGAGAGAGAGAGAGAGAGAGAGAGAGAGAGAGAGAG